AUGGACUCUGUCAUUGCAACUGUAUGUUACAAUGAAGCUUCAUUGUCGUUUCGUAUUGGUUUAAAAUCAACUCUUACGGGUUUGAAGGAUAAUAUUUGUUUAAAUUGGGUUCAAUUAUCUCCAUUCACUAUUGAAAUCAUUCACAAAUUUGGUGAGCAGCAAAAGGUACUUCAGUCUAAUUAUGAUCUCCAAUCAGCUGCUGUGUUUUCUCUGUUUAACAAGUUGCCAACACUAGACUUAUAUGUAUAUCAUAGAAGUGAAAGUUCAAGUUCAGUAUGCCACAUAGGUGCUAGUUCAAGUUCAUCAUCCCAUGGGUCUGAAGUUGUACCUGUCAAUCAUCCACUAGUUACCACUGUCACUGAUUAUGAUGACCCUAAAGUAGUCAAAGAGCCGUUGAAAUCCGCUCGUUGGCUAGGUUUUUUUCACAGUGUUGAACAAGUGUUUCCACGAGGUGUGGACCAAGUGCGUCACGAUUUGAUGAAGUACCAUGAUUCAAAUGGUUAUGCAUAUAAGGUAACAAGAAACGAGAAGUUGCGGAUUGCUGCUUGUUGUGCUAACAAGAAGAAGGACAAGUGUAAUUGGCACAUGUAUGAUGUUUCUUGUGACGGUGUCGAAGGAAGUCCCUUUAUUAUCAAGGAGUUAAAUAAUCAGCAUACUUGUGACGGUGGAUUUAUUAAAGUUCCAAGUGUAUCGAAGAAGCUAAUAAGUUCCUUGAUCAAGGAUGAGAUUAAACAGAACCCAAAGAAGAAGACAAAGGAUAUUAUGGAAAAAAUUAGAAGAGAAUAUGGCUUUGACAUAAGUCGUUAUUAUGCAUACGCAGGUAAGAGACAUGCACUGAAUAUGGCAUGGGGAGAGGAUGAGAAGUCAUUCGCUUACUUGCAUUGGUAUAUAAAGCAAUUGUCUGAAACCAAUUCUGGAUCUCGUGUUGUUUUGGAAACUGACGCGAGUCAAAAGUUUGUGAGAUUGUUCAUUGCCUUCGGAUCAUGUAUCCGUGGAUUUAAUUACUGUCGUCCCUUGAUAUUCAUGGAUGCAACACAUUUGAAGAGUAAAUAUCUCGGUCACAUGAUGGCAGCAACAGGACUAAACGGGGAUAAUGGAAUUUACCCUUUAGCUUAUGGCGUGGUUUCAUCUGAGACUGAUGCGAACUGGAAAUGGUUUAUGGAGCAACUCAGGGAUGUCGUUUCUCCUCAAAGAAAACUUACAUUUGUGAGUGAUCGAGGUAGUGGUUUAGUCAACCAAAUCCCCGUCGUUUUUCCAGGUGCGUAUCAUGGGUGGUGUUACUGGCACAUGUCAAACAAUGUUAAUGCAUGCUUGCCUAAGUCAGCCAAGACAUAUAACAAUUAUGUGUUGAAGUUGUUUGAAAAAUGUGCAUAUGCGAAUACACAUGUAGAGUUUAAGGAGAGUUGGGAUGACUUGAUGCUGGUUAAAAAUCAGAAGCUACAAGAAUAUCUUAGUAGGGAUCCACUUGAUAAAUGGGUUAGUUUUUUUUUCCCGGGCUGUCGAUAUGGGGAGUUGUGCUCAAAUGUUGUUGAAUGUUUGAAUGGUUGGAUUAAGGAAGAGAGGGAGAUGCCUAUUGCUGUCAUGGUUGAUAAAAUAUGGCUGAAGCUUAUGGAAAUGAUGUGCAUUCGUCGUGAAGAAUGUGUGACAUCGUUCGAUUGGCGAGGAGUUUUGUGUCCAAAAAUGGAAGCUGAACUCUAUAACAAUAAGAUGCAUGGCCGUGAUUACAGUGUUACCAAGUCAUCUGAAUUUGUGUAUGAAGUUCAUGCCUCAUUAACACAAAGGGUUGAUUUGAAAGAAAAGACAUGCUCUUGCAACCGUUGGAAAAUCAAUGGCUUCCCUUGCCCCCAUGUUGUUAGGUGUAUAAUGGGGAAUGGUGAAGAUCCUUAUGAGUAUGUUGAAAACUACUUCACCACUAAGUUCUAUCGAGAGUCGUAUUCAAUACCAAUCCAUCCAGUUCCAACAGUUGAAAGGCCUGCAACAAUUUCACCCAAGUCUGUUGUUCAUGGACCUAAAGUUUUGCCACAAUCAGGACGUCCACGUAAGAAGAAAAGGAUUCCUAAUACAGGUUCAAUUCCCAAGAAGAAGAUGAGAACUUGCGGUGGAUGUAAUGAAUUGACUACUCAUAAUCGAAGGAUGUGCCCUAAUAAGCAGACGUGA
Papaver somniferum (opium poppy) is the source of this 2157-nucleotide messenger RNA. RefSeq lists its product as uncharacterized. Lineage: Eukaryota; Viridiplantae; Streptophyta; Magnoliopsida; Ranunculales; Papaveraceae. Gene Ontology annotation, molecular function: zinc ion binding. The transcript is spliced from 2 exons. The record is from RefSeq and is a predicted model, not a curated record. The coding region runs from base 1 to 2157 and encodes 718 amino acids.